Closterium sp. Naga37s-1 is the source of this 999-nucleotide messenger RNA. NCBI's taxonomy places the organism in Eukaryota, Viridiplantae, Streptophyta, Zygnematophyceae, Desmidiales, Closteriaceae. The record is from the annotation of a GenBank genome assembly.
AUGACAGCUACUCACACGGGCCACAGCCACUCACACGCACCACAGCCACUCACAUGCGCCACAGCCACUCACACGCGCCACAUCCACUCACAUGCACCACAGCCACUCACACGCGCCACAGCACUCACAUGCGCCAGAGCCACUCACACGCGCCACAGCCACUCACACGCGCCACAGCCACUCACACGCGCCACAGCCACUCACACGCGCCACAGCCACUCACACGCGCCACAGCCACUCACACGCGCCACAGCCACUCACACGCGCCACAGCCACUCACACGCGCCACAGCCACUCACACGCGCCACAGCCACUCACACGCGCCACAGCCACUCACACGCGCCACAGCCACUCACACGCGCCACAGCCACUCACACGCGCCACAGCCACUCACACGCGCCACAGCCACUCACACGCGCCACAGCCACUCACACGCGCCACAGCCACUCACACGCGCCACAGCCACUCACACGCGCCACAGCCACUCACACGCGCCACAGCCACUCACACGCGCCACAGCCACUCACACGCGCCACAGCCACUCACACGCGCCACAGCCACUCACACGCGCCACAGCCACUCACACGCGCCACAGCCACUCACACGCGCCACAGCCACUCACACGCGCCACAGCCACUCACACGCGCCACAGCCACUCACAUGCGCCACAGCAAGGGAGGCGAGCAGAGGGCAGAUGGGAGAGGGCCGUCGAUGCUGUUGUUGUCCAGCCAGCUGGGGCACGCACGCACAGCAGUGGCAGCAGCAAGCUGGUUGUUGUUGAGAAUGCUGCAGAGCAUGGGGAGGGAUGUGCACAUGGGGAGGGAUGUGCACAUGGGGAGGGAUGUGCACAUGGGGAGGGAUGUGCACAUGGGGAGGGAUGUGCACAUGGGGAGGGAUGUGCACAUGGGGAGGGAUGUGCACAUGGGGAGGGAUGUGCACAUGGGGAGGGAUGUGCACAUGGGGAGGGAUGUGCACAUGGGGAGGGAGGUGCACGUUUAG